AUGAUUAGCAAUAAAAUAGAAGUUAAAGAAACAGAUAUGGAAUCAGAAAUGAUUCAGAAAAGUAUGGCAAUUGCUUUGGAAGCACAAAAACAGUAUUCACUCGAUAAAGAUAUGGCAUUUUAUAUCAAGGAAGAAUUCGAAAGGAGAUUCGGUCCUACAUGGCACUGUGUUGUUGGGAAAAGUUUUGGCUCCAGUUUCUCAUACGAAAUUCAACAUUUUAUUUUAUUAAAAUUUAAUCAGUUAUCCAUUAUGAUAUUUAAAUGUGGUUAUUAA
Messenger RNA from Brugia malayi, 273 nucleotides. RefSeq lists its product as uncharacterized. The transcript is spliced from 2 exons. Gene Ontology annotation, molecular function: dynein light intermediate chain binding; dynein intermediate chain binding. Gene Ontology annotation, biological process: microtubule-based process; cilium assembly. The record is from RefSeq and is a predicted model, not a curated record. The coding region runs from base 1 to 273 and encodes 90 amino acids. Lineage: Eukaryota; Metazoa; Nematoda; Chromadorea; Rhabditida; Onchocercidae. Gene Ontology annotation, cellular component: cytoplasmic dynein complex.